CAGGGCCCCUUGCGUUGUGUCUCCUCCACCUCGUCGUCCUUCCCAACGAUACAUGCAAUUCCCACCACCAGAAUCCGCUCUUCCACCCAGAUCUGCCCAAGAAGAAGGCUGACAAGGGAGAUGACGGGCAAGGAUGCCGGCGGCGGCGGGGGGAAGGGCCGUCUGUUCACGGUGGGGCUGGUGUCGGCGUGGUACUCCUCCAACAUCGGUGUCCUGCUGCUCAACAAGUACCUGCUCAGCAACUACGGCUUCAAGUACCCCAUCUUCCUCACCAUGUGCCACAUGGCCGCCUGCUCCCUCUUCUCCUACGCCGCCAUCGCAUGGCUCCGCAUCGUCCCCAUGCAGCUCCCGCGCUCCCGCCUCCAGCUCUCCAAGAUCGCCGCCCUCAGCCUCGUCUUCUGCGCAUCCGUCGUCUCCGGCAACAUCUCCCUCCGAUACCUCCCCGUCUCCUUCAACCAGGCCGUCGGCGCUACCACCCCAUUCUUCACCGCCGUCUUCGCAUACCUCAUGACCGUCAAGCGCGAGUCAUUCCUCACCUACCUCGCGCUCGUACCCGUCGUCACGGGAGUCAUCAUCGCCAGCGGCGGAGAGCCGAGCUUCCAUCUGUUCGGAUUCAUCAUGUGCGUCGGAGCAACUGCUGCCAGAGCAUUGAAGACAGUUUUACAAGGGAUUCUUAUGUCUUCAGAGGGGGAGAAGAUUAAUUCCAUGAACCUGCUCAUGUACAUGGCUCCAAUUGCUGUUGUUCUCUUGGUCCCUGCUACUAUCUUCAUGGAAGAUAAUGCCGUUGCCGUUGCUAUGGAACUGGCCAAAAAGGACUUUAACAUAAUUUGGUACUUGUUGUUCAACUCAUCCUUGGCGUACUUUGUGAAUCUUACCAAUUUCUUGGUGACAAAGCACACUAGCGCGUUGACCCUACAGGUACUGGGCAACGCAAAAGGUGCCGUUGCAGUUGUGAUCUCCAUUCUGAUAUUCAGGAACCCUGUAUCUGUAACUGGAAUGCUUGGUUACACACUGACUGUCAUAGGGGUGGUUCUCUACAGCGAAGCUAAAAAGCGCACGAAGCAAUGAACACAAUCUCUCUCUUGUCAGCUAGGACGAACCCUAAUCUUUUCAGCGAUGAGCUAGCUAGUGAGGCCGUGCUAAUAAUACUUGUAUCCUUCCUUCCUGUGGGAUCAGGGAGGCAUUCUUUUCUACGCUAAAAACGAAGGAGAUGAUCAACAGAAAUAUAGCAGUGAUUAAUUCUUUUAUAGGUGGAAACAGCAGUUUUCUGCUUUUCAAUUGGUUGUCGUAACUUGUUCAGUUUUGCUAUCGUCUCAAGAGUGAUGUGUCGUUUGUGUACCUGUACCAAUCUUUAGCCUCAGGACUGUCCUGACAGACAUAACCAGUGUAUUGGCUGUCACAGGCUGAUGACAUGCAGUUACUUUUUGUCUUAA
Messenger RNA from Phragmites australis (common reed), 1433 nucleotides. Its product is annotated as probable sugar phosphate/phosphate translocator At3g11320. The transcript is spliced from 4 exons. NCBI's taxonomy places the organism in Eukaryota, Viridiplantae, Streptophyta, Magnoliopsida, Poales, Poaceae. The record is from RefSeq and is a predicted model, not a curated record. Gene Ontology annotation, molecular function: antiporter activity. Bases 121 to 1068 code for a protein of 315 amino acids. Gene Ontology annotation, cellular component: Golgi apparatus.